UUACCCUCGCCAAUUCCAAAUCAAGCCGCUUCGAGUUCGUCGAUCUUCCCUCUUCAGUCAAAAACCAACCCUAAUCUUAUGUCUGCUCAAAAGGUCUCUAUGCGUUGUAGAGAUUUAAUCAGCAGUAUGCCAGAUGAGGUUCUCGGCAAAAUCCUGUCGUUGCUUCCGACAAGACUUGCUGCUUCCACAGCGGUUCUGUCCAAAAGGUGGAGGAACCUGCUUUCUCUUGUAGACACCCUUGAUUUCAGUGACGAGAUUGGUAACCCUGAAGGCUUCUCUGGUUUUGUGGACACAACACUUGCUCUCCUAAGCAACUCUCACUCAAUCGUAAAAUCAUUCUCUCUGAGCUGUAAACAUGAAAAUUCUCGAGUGGACAGUUGGAUCCGCACCGUCCUCGAGAGCGGCUUCUUGGAACUUCACUUGAAAAUCGUAUCUAUGCAGAGUAUAGAAUCUCAGCUCUUCACGAGUAACACACUCGUCCAGCUUACUUUAUACGGUGGGUUUUGUUUCGAUGGCACUCUCACUCCUCCUCGGGGUGGCGUCUUCUUCCCAAACCUCAAAACACUUAAUCUCGUUUCUGUUUGGUUUUGGGAUGAUAAUAUGUUUGAGUUUCUCAUCUCUGGCUGCCCCUUGCUCGAUGUACUGUUGCUACAUUAUGGUGCUUCUGAUGGGCUGGGCUUGAGUUCUUCCAUUGGUGUCUCCAAUCCUUCCCUUAAGAGGCUUACCGUCUCUUACCAUUUUCUUUCUCCCGAUGUUGAAUUGUUUCGGACACCCAGUCUUGUCUACCUUGACUAUUCUGGUUACGCCACGAGACAGUAUCGUGUUGAUUUUAGCUCGCUUGUUGAAGCUAGGCUGGAUCUUAGAUCAUGCCGAGAGGAGCCAGUUGUAGUUGUCAAGGAGGAUGGUGAGGUUGAUGUUAUAGAAUAUAAUAAUGAUGAUGGUAGUGCUUUUGGUGAAGAUGAUGAUGAUAUAGAGGAUAUUGAAGCUAUACUGGAUCUUGAAUCAUCUGAUGAGCAAGUUUCAGAUGAGGAUGAUGAUGAUGAUGUUCCUGAUGUUACGGAUCUGGUUGCAGGGAUAAGCAAUGUUAAAACCCUUCGCUUGUCUUCGGAUUCUCUUGAGGUGUUUCACUUAUACUGCAAAUCAAUGCCGGUUUUUCAAAACCUCGUUACCUUAUCAUUUGAGAGUGACAAAGAAAGAGGCUGGCAAGUGUUGCCACUUCUCCUCAACAACUCUCCAAACCUGGAAACCUUAGCCAUCAAGGGUCUUGUGCACAAAGUCACAGAUAGAUGCGGGGACGCUUGUGUUUGCAUUGCUAAGAAAAGGAUGAAGAAGAUGGAGGAGGAGGAAAUAUGCUGUUUAUCAGCAUGUCAAGUUAAGGUUCUAAACAUUUCAGGGUAUGGAGGAACUCGUAGAGAGCUGAAACAGAUGAGGCAUUUCUUGGGAAAUUUGAAAAGUCUUGUAACCGUCAAGGUUGGUGUCAAAGCUAAGAAUCACGAAGAAGACGACAAUUUUAACAAUAACUACCAAAGAAUCACCAGUGCUCUUACUAAGCUUCCCAUAGCUUCUUCAUCAAACUGUCAAGUUUAUUUCUUCUGAUUUCUUUCUUACAAAGGAAAUCAUUUUGAGGCUUAAUGAUCUUUUAGAUGACAAACUUUACUUUUCUAGUAGACUUAUUUGUGAUCUUUGAAACCAAGCGGCUCUUUUAAGGUUUCAUUCAGUUUGAUUUCAGUUUCCAG
This is a messenger RNA of Brassica oleracea var. oleracea, 1736 nucleotides long. RefSeq names its product F-box/LRR-repeat protein At2g29930-like. The transcript has 3 exons. Gene Ontology annotation, molecular function: protein binding. Lineage: Eukaryota; Viridiplantae; Streptophyta; Magnoliopsida; Brassicales; Brassicaceae. Bases 79 to 1596 code for a protein of 505 amino acids. The record is from RefSeq and is a predicted model, not a curated record.